GCUACUAGCCACUAUCGACUACCUUUCUCGCCUUCUAUCGUCGGACCAGUUCUUCACACUCUCAACAUGUCGUCAUCCUCGUCCACCUCAUCACCGGCCGAGACCAUCGCCCGAGCGGCACGGGAAGCGUUCGAAGCCUCUCAACUCGUCGACCCCGAGAAACGCAACGACGCAUUGCGUUCGAUCAAGGACGUAUUGAAGGAGAACAAGGAUGAGAUCUUGGCCGCCAACGAGAAGGAUAUGGAGGCCGCAAGACCUCUGGUGGAAUCCGGACACCUAUCCUCCUCGCUCGUCUCCCGACUGUCCCUCUCUCGUCCGGGCAAAUUUGAAGCAAUGCUCUCCGGGAUAGACGAAGUCGUUGCCCUUCCCUUGCCGACAGGCAAGACGACGUACUCCAAGGAGCUAUCACCAGGUCUCGAGCUCUACCGAGUCACCUGCCCCAUCGGCGUCCUUUUGGUCAUCUUUGAAGCUCGACCCGAAGUCGUCGUCAAUAUCGCCGCAUUGGCUAUCAAAUCCGGGAACGCUGCCAUUCUGAAGGGAGGCAAAGAAUCCGUGCAUACCGCCACGCUGCUCAACGAGCUCAUUCAACGAGCCCUCGGCAAGACCGAGUUCCCCUCGACCUCGAUCCAGUCGGUCGCGACGAGGAGCGAGAUCUCGUCCUUGUUGGCGCAGGAGAGGUACAUCGACUUGGUCAUGCCGAGAGGAGGCAAGGCGUUGGUACAGAGCGUCAAGGAUCAGACCAAGAUUCCAGUGAUGGGGCAUGCGGAUGGGAUCUGUGCGAUCUACGUCGACGACGAGGUGGACGAAGGGAUGGUCGAGAGGGUCGUGCUUGAUAGCAAGCUCGACUACCCGGCAGCAUGUAACGCUUUGGAGACGCUGUUGCUGCACGAAACCCAUCUCAAAUCACUCUGGCCGCGCCUGGCCGAAUCCCUCCUCGACUCCAAGAUCGUCCUCCACCUGGAUCCUUCUACCUAUUCUUCCCUCCCCGAGUCCACACGAUCGAACCCGCUCGUCAAACAGGCCGGCCCAGAUGCCUUCGAUACCGAACACCUCGACCUGGAACUCUCUGUCAAGUCCGUCCCCGACGUCCGGGCCGCGGUGGACCACAUCAACCAACACUCUUCCCAUCACACCGACUCGAUCUUGACCACCUCGGACGCUCACUCGUCUUACUUUGUCCGGGGAGUCUCCUCCGCCGACGUGUUCAUCAACGCCUCGACGAGGUUUGCCGACGGACAACGUUUCGGCCUGGGUACCGAGGUGGGCAUCUCGACGGGCAAGACGCACGCCAGGGGCCCUGUCGGGUUGGAAGGGUUGUGCAUCUACAAGUGGGUGUUGAAGAGCAACGAAAAGGAUGGGAGCGUCGUCGGGGACUUUGCGGCGGGCAAGGGAAAGACGUAUACGCACAAGGAUUUGAAGGGGAAGGAAGCGCCGUUCUGAAGGAAUAUGCAGCGGAGCGUAUCGGCAGUGUAGCAAAGCAAGAGCAUAGUAGACAGACAGAUAGAUGGU
This is a messenger RNA of Filobasidium floriforme, 1509 nucleotides long. RefSeq names its product putative glutamate-5-semialdehyde dehydrogenase. Lineage: Eukaryota; Fungi; Basidiomycota; Tremellomycetes; Filobasidiales; Filobasidiaceae. The transcript is spliced from 3 exons. The record is from RefSeq and is a predicted model, not a curated record. Gene Ontology annotation, molecular function: NADP binding; glutamate-5-semialdehyde dehydrogenase (NADP+) activity. The coding region runs from base 67 to 1440 and encodes 457 amino acids.